Molecule: messenger RNA, 1861 nt
Organism: Cryptotermes secundus
Lineage: Eukaryota; Metazoa; Arthropoda; Insecta; Blattodea; Kalotermitidae
Product: LIM and SH3 domain protein Lasp
Exons: 8
Coding region: 182-1255 (357 amino acids)
Cellular component (GO): focal adhesion
Molecular function (GO): actin filament binding
Source: RefSeq, a predicted model, not a curated record
UCGCCCCUCCUCACUGGCUUACCAGAUUUCAAAGCAACAGUUAGUGAAUUCCGUGGCACUGGUAACGUGUGAGUGGACGUGUUGGCGAUUGAUAUUUCCAUGAUUCUGCAAGAUAAGUGCUCAGGUGUUUGAUGUAAUACGAAGAUCUGUAUUUCAUUUACGUACAUUAUAUUGUGUAAAAAUGAGUAAAAAGUGUGCGAAGUGUGAAAAAACAGUUUAUCCCAUAGAGGAACUAAAAUGCCUCGACAAGAUCUGGCACAAACAGUGUUUCAAAUGCCAGGUCUGCAACAUGACCCUGAAUAUGCGGAACUACAAAGGAUUCAACAAGCAGCCAUAUUGUGAAGCGCACAUCCCAAAAGCAAAGGCAACCACAAUGGCAGAAACACCAGAACUGAAACGAAUUGCAGAAAACACAAGAAUUCAGUCAAAUGUUUUAUAUCAUGCUGAGUUUGAAAAAGCAAAGGGAAAGUUCACACAAGUAGCAGAUGAUCCUGAAACAUUACGGAUCAAGCAGAAUUCAAAGAUUAUCAGCAAUGUGGCAUACCAUGGGGAGCUGGAGAAGAAGGCAGCAAUGGAACAGAAGAGAGUCAUGACAGGUGAAAAUGGAGAAACUGAUGGUGAUGCAGACGAUUUAAACAUGCCCCUACCUGUGCAAGUGCCUCCCCCUGCUGAGCCCAUCAAUCAUCAUAACUCAAUGGGGGUGCAGUCCCAUCAUCACCACCAUCACCAUCAUCAUCAUAUGCCUGGAAAAAUAGCGGACUACGACCCUUUGGUGGAGGCUCCCCGUAACUCCCCCUAUUCAGCAAGACAGAGUGCUACUGUAAUCUACACUUCUGACCAAGGCCCAGGUACAGCAGACUGGAACAGACUCAACUUACCUCAGAAUAUGAUGACUAGUCCGCCCACUCGACAGGUUGGUUCCAUUGCAGACCUUGAUCCUGUCAACAAUUUUUAUGGCUCAUUGGCAACAGACUACAGACCCCCUAGCAGUGGUGGAAGUGCCAACAAUUACAAUAAUCAUAAUGUGAGCACACCCAUCAGUAACCAGAAUCAACAAACCAAGCUGACAUCUUCAGGGAGAAUAUACAAAGCAAUGUAUGACUACGAUGCACAGGAUUCUGAUGAAGUCUCAUUCAGGGACGGGGACCUCAUUGUUAACUGCACACCGAUUGAUGAGGGCUGGAUGACUGGGCUUGUCCAGCGAACAGGACAGACAGGAAUGUUGCCAGCCAAUUAUGUGGAACCAGUAAACUAAUGCACUACUGACAUUUUCUUUCUGCUACACCACUGUUAGCAUUUGGGGACACUGAGUAUGGAGAAGGAUGUUGCUUGGUUACGGUUUGUGCUUUAGUACUUGGAAGCAUUCUCUAGGAGGUAGAGUUCUUUAUUCAGCAGUUGGAAAAUUUUUGUCAGUCAUCUUUUGAGAGUGUAAACAAGUUGCUAUGUUAACAGUAGCCAUAGUCAUUAUAUCUGUUGCUUAUUCAACUUUUAAAAUUGUUUUGUUUCUUGCAUACUUCUGACUUGGUUAGGGUCGCUCGCAUUUUUAAUACUUCUCAUGAAUUUUCUUAUUUUCAAUCAAAUGGAAUCUGAAAACUUGUAAGAAUUUAUGUCAUAUAUCCCAUCUUUUUGCUUGAUACUCUUGUUCAUCAGAGUUUAUAAUUUUAAUUGUUAUGUGAAACCUUACUAAACGUUGAAAACUUGGAUGUAAAUGUAUUCUGAGCAUAUACAUCUGAGUUAGCUGUGUAUAUCUGAUCUGCCCAAGAUAGAUGUAAUAUAGAAAUUAUGGCAUGGAGAAAAAUUUUAAAAUAAAAAUUGGGUUGAAUAAGUUUGAACUUCUCACACUGCCAGACUUGUAACAAAU